This is a messenger RNA of Cooperia oncophora, 585 nucleotides long. Lineage: Eukaryota; Metazoa; Nematoda; Chromadorea; Rhabditida; Trichostrongylidae. The record is from the annotation of a GenBank genome assembly.
AUGAAUGACUUCUUGUUCAGGAUGUAUUUAACGGUUGAAACGGACUUCGGGCUGAAUAUGCUCCGAAAUGCGCCCGUCAACGAUUCCCUGGUUGUGUCGCCAAUCUCUGUGAUUUUCGCCUUGGCGAUGGUCCAGGCGGGUGCAAAGGCUCUACAAAAUCCCAGAUCAACUCAGUCAUCUCUAAGGGUUCGGUUCAAAAGCCUUCUUGACCACCUCUAUGCACUGCUAUCUAAAAGAUGGUAUUUAGGAGCGUCAGACAACGACAUCGAGGAGCAUUAUUCAAAGCUCUCAAGUCAGAUAAUGAAUGCAAGCCAUGGUGUGAAGAGCCGAAUAGCCAAUGGAUUUUUCUUAAACAAACAGUUCCAUAUCGAAAAGGACUACGAACAAGCGGUCGUCAAGAGGUACGGCGCUAAGGUAGAAGCUCUGGAUUUUGGCAAAGCAAAGGAAACAGCUAAGGUUAUCGACGAUUUCAUAAGUAAAACCACGGAAGGAAAAAUCCGCGACUUCAUAAAUGAAGACUCUGUUCGAGGUAUUGGUAUUUUGUGGCAUUCCUUUAGGGGGACGGCGAUCUGCUUAGAAAAAUAA